CAAAAACAUAAAUCUGCCCCUAAAAAGUCUGACUUUAAUUAUUCUUAUUUGCAGCAUGAUCAAUUAGGAGAAUGUACUUUCUAUACGUGGAUGCCAAGACGUAGUUUCGCAUGCACAUCCAAAUUAACAGGUAACUACAGCGUCAUGUGCUUGUGCAGGAGUGUGCACAUCGGGCCACUCAGUGGCCAACUCGUUUACAUUUGGUAGUUGGCGACUAAUUAGCUAGAAGUCUUGAACAGACGUGCAUCACAACUGUACAUUGUUGUGACCGCAUCUUCCAGUCCACCCGCGUUUGUCUUCAGUUUGUGUCAUGCAAACAAUGCCAGAAUGCCAUACAGACAGACGCUAUAAUUUAUGCUACAGCCAGUGCUGCAAACAAGCUAGCACUACCGAAACCACCGUCCGAUAACAGUUUAACUACAAGCGGAAAGCGUUGGAAAUAUGUUGAGUUAGACCGCUUACAACGAAUUGGUAGCAAGUAUAGUUAAUAGCAAGCAAGUGCAACACUCAACGAAUUGUUUGAAACUCACGUUGGGUUACUCCACAUGACGCUCACUGGCACUGGGUCUGCUGACUUGAUGUUUCCAUGGAAAUAAGAUGACACUAACAAAUUAACCUAGCUAGCUAGUACUAGCUAACAAGGCAUCAACAUUCAACCAGUAAGCAUGGGUAAGAAAUCAUCUGACGAAGACAAAAUUACACUGGCUGAGGCGUAUACCAAUUUCCAGAUUGAAUUGAAAACAAAGGAAAUACAAGAGUUUCAGGAAGAAAUCAUACAGUUGGAAACAGAGAAACGCAGACUGACAGAGCUGAGAGAACAGCUGAAGGAGGAACAGACAGGUCAUAUUAGGUUGUUAAGGAAGCAGGCCAAGGAGCAGGAGACCAAGUUGAAACAGAGAGAGGCGGUCAAUAAGGAGCAGGUGGAGCAAGCCCUCCAGCAGAACCUGGAGAUGGUCCGCAACCAGGAGGGAGAACUGGCAGAGCUGCACAGUGAGCUGAAGCGCGUGGAGGAAAAGGUGCAGGUCUUGCUGGGCGAGAGGCAGGUCUGGCUGGAAUACAAGAAUGUGGGGAGCCAGGAGCACCUGCAGCAGAUCAGGCACCUGGAGGCAGAGCACGCUCACGUGCAGAGAGGCUUCCAGAACAUGGCAGACAAUAUCAAACGUUCUCUUGAAGUGACAUUCAAUGAAAUAGACAAGAAGACCGUUGAGCUGAUUGAGGAGAAGCAGCAUCUGGCUACAGAGAAAGCAAUCAAACACCUCGACAAGAAUAGCAGGCAGGAGGUCAGAGAGAGCGCGUGGCUGCAAAAAGAGCUUGCCAUUUACAAGAGAGAGGUGUCCAUAACCGAAGAGGCCGUCCAGAGUCUGGAAGCAGAAAACCUGGAGCACAUGAGCCAGUUGUUUGAUCAGCGCCUGCAUGACCUGCAGAUCUCCAGAAACAUCUUCCUCACUCAGGCCGCUGGACUGGGAGUUUAUGACUCAACGGACACAGGCAUGACAGAUUAUAGCAGCCCAACUAUUGGGCCGGAAGUCAGGGGGCGAGGCAGACGCCUGGAGGAGGAAGAACCAGAAGACAGCUGCGACGCCGCAGCCCCCCAGCCAGCAGACGACCCCCCUCGGGACCUGGGUGUUCUUCUGUACGGGAGUCAGACGCACCUGCAGGAGGAAGCCAGGCACCUGGGCCCUCUGGAGCUGAAGCUGCUGAGUGUCGUUGGCCAGGCCAUGCCUCUGCACCCUCUCCCCUCCGAAGAGCCCUCCUCCUCGGGCUCGUACGCCCCAGGACUGCCCCUGGCGCCUGAGGAAUGGCCCCUCACAGCCAAGAUCAUUCACAACAGAUUCAAGUAGCCUGCCCAGGUAACCUACCAACUGUUAGUUACAGAUCGUGGAUUUAAAUAUAUUGUUAAAUAGGUUAUUACACAAUAAAAUGAAUACGUAGGCAUGAUGGCACAAGCUUGUACUUGUGACUAAACCCACAUCUGUGCAUAUGAAUCAGUCCAUUUUCAACAAACUCUCAGGACAAUAAUUGUGUGGAAGCUGCACUUUAUUGGAAAAUCAACCAAAGGCUGCAUACAUACAUAUAUAUAUAUAUAUUUAUAUAUAUAUA
This is a messenger RNA of Hypomesus transpacificus, 2100 nucleotides long. RefSeq names its product coiled-coil domain containing 83 (gene ccdc83). The record is from RefSeq and is a predicted model, not a curated record. The coding region runs from base 666 to 1841 and encodes 391 amino acids. Lineage: Eukaryota; Metazoa; Chordata; Actinopteri; Osmeriformes; Osmeridae. The transcript has 11 exons.